This is a messenger RNA of Gavia stellata (red-throated loon), 4746 nucleotides long. RefSeq names its product phospholipase D1 (gene PLD1). The record is from RefSeq and is a predicted model, not a curated record. Gene Ontology annotation, molecular function: phosphatidylinositol binding; D-type glycerophospholipase activity. Bases 63 to 3290 code for a protein of 1075 amino acids. Gene Ontology annotation, biological process: cell motility; intracellular signal transduction; regulation of microvillus assembly. NCBI's taxonomy places the organism in Eukaryota, Metazoa, Chordata, Aves, Gaviiformes, Gaviidae. The transcript has 27 exons.
AUGAGGCACCCGCUCCCGCGGGGGCAGGAGCCCCCCGCGGCUCCGGCGCGCCGGUCCCUGAGAUGUCACUGAAUGCCGAAAGCCAUGCAGCUACGUCGACGCUGAAGAAGAUCGCUGCAGACAUGAGCAACAUCAUCGAGAGCCUGGACACGAGGGAGCUCCACUUCGAGGGGGAGGAGGUCGACUCGGAGGUGCUAAAUGACCCAAAAGGCGCCGUGUGCAUUCCCUUCUCUGCCAUCUAUCACACCCAUGGGUUCAAAGAGCCGGCCACGCAGACGUACCUCACGGGAUGUCCUGUUCGAGUGCGUGUGUUGGAAGUUGAACGCUUUACUUCCACAAAGAAGGUCCCAAGCCCCAACGUUUACACCAUCGAGCUGACCCAUGGAGAGUUCACGUGGCAGGUGAAAAGGAAGUUCAAGCACUUCCAGGAGUUUCACAGGGAGCUGCUGAGGUACAAAGCCUUCGUGCGCAUCCCUAUCCCUACCAGGAGUCACACGGUGAGAAGACAAUCCAUCAAAAGGGGAGAACCGCGGCAGAUGCCGAGCCUGCCGCACACCGCGGAGAGCACGGUGCGGGAGGAGCACUUCUCCAGCAGGAGGAAACAGCUGGAAGACUACUUGACAAAGAUCCUAAAAAUGCCGAUGUACAGGAACUACCAUGGAACAAUGGAGUUCAUUGCAGUAAGCCAGUUGUCGUUCAUCCAUGACCUGGGACCGAAGGGCAUGGAAGGGUUGAUCAUGAAGCGCUCCGGGGGCCACCGCAUACCUGGCCUGAACUGCUGCGGCCAAGGAAGGAUGUGCUACCGAUGGUCCAAAAGGUGGCUGGUGGUGAAGGACUCUUUCCUGCUGUACAUGAAGCCAGACUCGGGGGCCAUUGCCUUUGUCCUGCUGGUAGAUAAGGAGUUCAACAUUAAGAUAGGCCAGAGAGAAACGGAAACAAAGUACGGGUUGCAGAUCGACAAUCUCUCUAGGUCGCUGAUUUUGAAGUGUAACAGCUACAGACAUGCCCAGUGGUGGAGGCAGGGCAUAGACGAGUUCAUUCGGAAACACGGCAAGGACUUCCUCACAGCGCACCGCUUCGGCUCUUACGCAGCCGUGCAGGAGAACACGCUGGCCAAGUGGUAUGUAAACGCUAAGUGGUACUUUGAAGAUGUCGCAAAUGCCAUGGAAGCCGCUAAGGAAGAAAUUUUCAUCACAGAUUGGUGGCUGAGCCCAGAAAUCUUCAUGAAACGACCUGUCGUGGAAGGAAAUCGCUGGCGGUUGGACUGCAUUCUCAAACGGAAAGCACAACAAGGAGUGAGAAUUUUUGUUAUGCUGUACAAAGAGGUGGAGCUUGCCCUAGGGAUCAACAGUGAAUAUAGCAAGCGGACACUCAUGCACCUCCAUCCAAACAUUAAGGUGAUGAGACACCCAGACCACGUGUCCUCCUCCGUGUACCUCUGGGCCCACCACGAGAAGCUCGUCAUCGUUGACCAGUCCGUGGCAUUUGUGGGUGGCAUCGACUUGGCGUACGGCAGGUGGGAUGAUGACGAGCAUCGCCUGACCGACGUGGGCAGCGUCAAACGAAUGGCGGCAGCGAAGUCGGUGUCGACGGCCAACCUGGCAUCUGCAGCGGAGUCGUCUGAACAUGUCCCCCUGCAGUCUCAAGCUCUGUCCCCAGAAAGCCACUUGUUCCAGAGAAAUGCUGAUGAUGCCCCAGACAUAUCAAAAAUGAAAGGAGUAGGAAAAUCCAAGAAGUUUUCAAGGUUCAGUAUUUACAAGCAUCUCCAUAAACACGGCAUGCACCACGCUGACAGCGUCAGCAGCAUAGACAGUGAAUCAAGUUACUGUAACCCCACUAGAAGUCAACCGAAUAUAAUCCAGAGUUUAAAGCCCCAUCUGAAAAUGUUCCAUCACCACAAUGAAUCCAAACAGGGGCUCGCUGAGCCUCAGGAGGAUAAAGGAUCCAUCCGCAGCUUGAAGACGGGUGUUGGCGAGCUGCUUGGGGAAACCAGGUUCUGGCACGGAAAAGACUAUUGCAACUUUGUCUUUAAAGACUGGGUUCAACUUGACAAACCUUUUGCUGACUUCAUUGACAGAUACACCACCCCGAGGAUGCCCUGGCAUGACAUCUCCUCCGUGGUGCACGGCAAAGCAGCGCGUGAUGUCGCCCGACACUUCAUCCAGCGCUGGAAUUUCACCAAGAUUAUGAAGCCCAAAUACCGAUCCCUGUCCUACCCAUUCCUGUUGCCAAAAUCUCAGCAAACUGCUAAUGAGUUGAAGUACCAGGUGCCUGAGGCUGUUCAUGCCACAGUCCAGGUGAUCCGUUCUGCUGCUGACUGGUCGGCCGGCAUUAAAUACCACGAGGAGUCCAUCCACAAAGCCUACAUCAGCGUGAUAGAAAACAGCAAGCACUACAUAUAUAUAGAAAACCAGUUUUUUAUUAGCUGUGCUGAUGACAAAGUUGUCUGGAACAAGAUCGGCGAUGCAAUCGCUCAGAGGAUUCUUAAAGCUCACAGGGAAAACAAGCGUUUCCGAGUAUACGUGGUGAUCCCGCUGCUGCCUGGGUUUGAAGGAGACAUUUCGACUGGCGGGGGCAACGCGCUGCAGGCCAUAAUGCACUUCAACUACAGGACCAUGUGCAGAGGAGAAAACUCAAUCCUGGGCCAGCUGAAGACAGAGGUUGGAGAUAAGUGGAUAAACUACAUAUCAUUCUGUGGACUUCGAACAUAUGCAGAGUUGGAAGGAAGGCUAGUCACGGAGCUCAUCUAUGUUCACAGCAAACUGCUCAUUGCUGAUGACAACACCGUUAUAAUCGGCUCUGCCAACAUCAACGACCGCAGCAUGCUGGGGAAGCGGGACAGCGAGAUGGCCAUCAUCGUGCAGGACACCGAGACAGUCCCCUCCGUGAUGGACGGGGAGGAUUACAGCGCUGGGAAGUUUGCCCAGUCCCUCCGGCUGCGGUGCUUCAGGGUUGUCCUUGGCGGCUCCGAUCUCAGUCCGGAACACCAGGAUCCCGUCUGCGAAAAAUUCUUCAAGGAGGUGUGGAUUUCGACGGCGGCUCGCAAUGCCACCAUCUUUGAUAAGGUUUUUCGAUGCCUUCCCAGUGACCAGGUGAAUAAUUUAACCCAACUGCGUGAUUUCAUCAACAAGCCCAAAUUAGCAAACGAUGAUCCUGCGAAAGCAGCAGAAGAAUUAAAAAAGAUUCGUGGGUUUUUAGUACAAUUCCCCUUUCGUUUUCUGGAGGAAGAGUACUUGCUUCCUUCCGUUGGCACAAAGGAGUCCAUGGUACCCAUGGAGGUUUGGACUUAAGAAGAUGAGGACGCUUUUAGGUUUUAAAGUCUGGUUCUCUAGAGACAAGUUGAUGAACAAUAUGGGAUUUUGGAAAGCUUUUUGUUGCUAAGGGAGGUGAAAAAGAUCUCCACCAAGCUAAUGUGCCUUUCUUAAGGAUUUUGGUGGAGGAACCUGAAGCAAAUUGACACAAGCAAAGGAGAGGAGCAGAAAGACUUGGAAAUUAUGGCAAAUGAGAAGUUUAACCUCUGAAGGAGUUACUUCUUAAGACAUGUUCUGAGCACCUAAAGGAUGCAGGCCACUUCCUAGGACAGGAAACAAAUUCCCAUCGAUGUUGUUACUACUACCAGCUGUAUACUGUGGUUGCAAACGUACUGUCAUCGUGCUGUGGCUGCACAGGAGUUGUGGGCUGCGUGUGCUUUCUAAGGCUUUCGGGUAUCUGCGCCUUGGCUCGCUGGAGUCCCCCCAUCUCACCCCUUUGUACGCCGUCAGAGCACGUCAUGCAGCUCUGGCGCUGUCGGGAAGUGCUGCUUGGUGCUGCCUUGGGCUGUCCUACAGCUUGCUAAGCGUAGGCUUUUCACUUCUUAAAUGGAAACGGACUAACAAUCUUCUAUCAGAAUCAGCAUUUCGGUCUCCUCUCCCCUCUGGGGGAAAAAAAUCCCCUGUUUCUACCACAGCUAGAGCAAUCAGCAGUCCUCACGCGCAGCAUGGUGCUGCCCAGGUCUUAGCAAAGGGCAGCCUCGAUGGAGCCGGAGGUGCUGGAAAUCACUGGCGUUUACUGGCCUUUACAGAACGCAGCACGUCGGUUUGUUCAAAUUGUGCGUGAAGGCCUUCUCCAGGAGAGAAUCAAGGUUUAAACUCAAGCCUUAGAUCUCCGGAGCUGAAGGAAAGCAAGGCACUGCAUGUAAUGGGACAGAAACUUGAAAGCCAGCAUGGGCCAGACUAAGCUCUGCGCUCUGGGUCCUCCAUUCAUGCAUUUAGGUGGCAGUACAUAGGUAGACUUUUCUUUCCAUCCCUUUCCUCCCUUUCUAAAGGAAGGGAAAGGCCAUUAAGCUAGAGCUGAAGCCAUGCUCAAACUGAGCUGACAUGUCGCUUUGUAGAUGGGGUGAACGCAAGGGGGAAGGGGAGCAGUUGGCAAAGCGUUGUCUCUGGUCUACUUUGCUGUUAGACCAGCCGCAAUCUUGAGCUCAGUCGUGCAGGACGUGCCUUCCCAAGCACAAGUAAAGCACAGCAUGCCCAGUCCUGUUUUUCGUUUCUGUAAGACAGUUUCCAAAGCUAUUUUACAUCUCACUGUGCUGCGAAGCAGCAAUUCGGUUCAGCAUCCUUGGGCAAAACACUACUGCUGCCGGGUCAGGAUCUCACGUGGUGGGUGCCGUCCUGGGUCUUUACGCCAUCCUCCAUCCCGCAAUGAGCUGUAUCGCCCGAUUUCAUGUCCAGCUCCACCUGCAGUCCCGGGAGAGGUGCUCCCCGGGGGCAG